This is a messenger RNA of Symbiodinium pilosum, 438 nucleotides long. Lineage: Eukaryota; Dinophyceae; Suessiales; Symbiodiniaceae. The record is from the annotation of a GenBank genome assembly.
GCCUGGCCAGAGGAGGAUUGGUCACAGUGGGACGGUGAGACGGAGGACCAACUACUGGAGAGCGUCCAGGAGUUCCUCACAACAGGUCCCAAGGAGGUUCAGGAAUUGGCCUCCAUGUUCGCCGGCCGCUUCAACGCAGUGGUCCGCGCUGACCCUCGCCAUGGCUACAGCAUGGAAAGGAAAAAUGAUGGCAGUUUCAAAAAGUGGCUGCUUGCUGCCGGCUUCGAAGCGAGCGCCCUCUUCGACCGGAACAAAUGCUUGAUCUCCAUGCCGUACUCCAAGCGGACGACCCGCGGAACUAGAGGUGGAAGGAAGAACCGCGGCGGCGAAAGAGGAGGCUUGGACCACUUUGAUGAGCAGGAGGAUUACUUGGACCCUCCCAUGUACACCCGUGAGGGUGGUGGAAGAAGAGGUCCCGGCAUAGCUCCGAAAUGGUGA